AUGUCGCGCAGAAAACAAGGCAAACCGCAGCACUUGAGCAAGAGGGACUUCUCCCCUGCAGAGCCAGUAUCUGGAGCCGUGGUUCCCGCUGAAGAGUUGCUGGACUCUGGUUUGAGCGGUCACCCUCCUCUGGGCUCCGUGCUGUCCCGCCUGGCGCGCCUGGAGGUCCCCUCGCCCGAGCAGGACCUGCUCACCUGCGGACAGUGUCAGGCUACGUUCCCAUUGGCCGACAUCAUCCUCUUCAUCGACCAUAAAAGGAAGCGAUGCCGCGGUCCUUCCUGUCUGAGCGCGGGUGGGCGGGGCCUGGACAAACCGCCGUCGCCCUCCCCCGCCCUGGCGCUCACCCCCUCCCCCGCGGUGCUGAGGGGGCGGCGGCCUGUGGAGGUGGGCGUUCAGGCCUCUCUCGCCGAAGGACACGAAGACAAGAUGGUGUCUCCCCGAGGAAUCUGCCCCAAACUGGAGCCGCUGCCAGGGAAGGAGGAGCCGACCACCUACACCUGCACCACCUGUAAACAGGCCUAUGGCAGCGCCUGGUUCCUCCUGCAGCACGCCCAGCACAGCCACGGCUUCCGGAUCUACCUGGACUCGGAGCUGGGCAGCCCCCUCACGCCGCGCAUGGGGGGUCCCUCUUCUUUGGGCGGAGGAGCGGACUGUCCCUCCCAACCGCCCCUCCACGGCCUCCACCUGCCUCCAGACGCCAGCCCCUUCAACCUGCUGCGCAUCCCGGGCUCGGGCUCCGGGGGCAGGGACAGCGUCGGGACAGUGGGGGGCGCUAGCAUUGGUGCAGCGACGGGAGGGCAUCAUCAGCGAUUCCCUCCCACUCCUCCGCUCUUCAGCCCGCCUCCGAGAAACCACCUGGAGCCGCACCAUCUGAGCCCAGAGGAGCUAGCUUUGGCUGCCCACCAUCCGAGUGCCUUCGAUCGGGUGCUGCGUCUCAAUCCUCCCCUUCCCCUGGACCCUCCUCCCUCCAUGGACUUCUCCAGGCGGCUACGCGAGCUAGCGGGCAACAGCUCGGCGCCCUCUCCUCCGCUGUCCCCGAGUCGGCCCAGUCCAAUGCAGCGUCUCCUCCAGCCUUUCCAAACGGCAGGUAAUGGAGGGAGUGUAACCGGAGCCAGCAAACCGCCCUAUCUCGCAACCCCACCUCCUAUCCCCAACUCCAUGCAGUCUCCAGUGGGAUCGCAAACCACUCCAACCACUCCCGUACCGUCCUCUGGAGCUAGUAACUCUGCCAGCGCCAACAUGAAGACGAAAUGUUGCGAAUUCUGCGGAAAGUCCUUCAAGUUCCAAAGCAAUCUGAUCGUGCAUCGCCGAAGCCAUACGGGAGAGAAGCCGUACAAGUGCCACCUGUGUGACCACGCCUGCACACAAGCGAGCAAACUGAAGCGCCACAUGAAGACACACCUGCACAAGUCCUCCUCGUCUCCCAACGCCGCCAAAUCCGAAGACGGGCUGUCCACCGCGUCCUCGCCGGAACCGGGGACCAGCGAACACAUGGCCAGCAACGCCCUCAAAUCCGUGGUGGCCAAAUUGAAAAGUGAAAACGGCCGUCUGCUUCGGGAAAACGGAGAGGAGGAGGAGGAUGAGGAGGAGGAGGAAGAAGAGGAGGAGGAGGAAGAAGAGGAGGAAGAAGAGGAGGAAGAGGAAAUGGAGGUGACCCAAAACGGCGAACGUAUGGAGAGACGCAACAACAGCUUCCACUUUAGCUUGAAUCUGGACGGGAGGCCUCACGAAAACAACGGGAGCAUCGGGAAUCGUUUGGAAGAGUCGGCCAUUCCGAGGUCGCUGCCGGAGGUGAUGCAAGGGAUGGGGUUAGCGGCCAGCAUGCAGCAUUUCAGCGAAGCUUUGAGCGCGCACAAACGGAAUGCACUUGCCCAAGAAAAUCACCUAAACCACCACCAUCUGAACCGCGACCAUCACCACCUCCUCCAGAGAGACUUGUGCGACGCAGAAUCCAUUUUGGAAAACGAACGCGGAGACGAGAUGGCGACUGUUAACGGAAGAGGAGCGUCUCCAAACGAGUCCGCUUCGGUUGGAAUCUCCAAGAAACUGCUGUUGGGGAGUCCUAGCCCGCUCAGCCCCUUUUCCAAGCGCAUAAAACUGGAGAAAGAGUUUGACAUUCCCACUCCUACUAUCCCAAACACGGAAAACGUCUACUCGCAGUGGCUGGCCGGAUACGCUGCUUCACGACAACUCAAGGACCCUUUUCUAAACUUCGGGGACUCUAGACAAUCGCCAUUUGCUUCUUCGUCGGAGCAUUCGUCUGAAAACGGCAGCCUGCGCUUCUCCACUCCCCCGGGUGAGCUGGACGGAGGUCUGUCCGGCCGGAGCGGCACGGGGAGCGGGGGGAGCACGCCGCAUUUAGGGGGUCCCGGCAGGCCCAGUUCCAAGGACGGGCGACGGAGCGAUACUUGUGAGUACUGUGGCAAAGUAUUCAAGAACUGCAGUAAUCUGACAGUACACCGGCGCAGCCACACGGGGGAGCGGCCGUACAAAUGUGAGCUGUGUAACUAUGCCUGCGCCCAGAGCUCCAAACUCACACGACACAUGAAGACACACGGGCAGGUGGGCAAGGACGUGUACAAGUGCGAAAUAUGCCAGAUGCCCUUCAGCGUCUACAGCACCUUGGAGAAACACAUGAAAAAGUGGCACAGUGACCGGCCGCUCAGUACCGAGAUUAAGUCGGAAUAA
Messenger RNA from Boleophthalmus pectinirostris (great blue-spotted mudskipper), 2688 nucleotides. It is a transcript of the gene bcl11aa, whose product is annotated as BCL11 transcription factor A a. The transcript has 4 exons. Gene Ontology annotation, molecular function: DNA-binding transcription factor activity; RNA polymerase II cis-regulatory region sequence-specific DNA binding. The coding region runs from base 1 to 2688 and encodes 895 amino acids. Lineage: Eukaryota; Metazoa; Chordata; Actinopteri; Gobiiformes; Gobiidae. Gene Ontology annotation, cellular component: nucleus. The record is from RefSeq and is a predicted model, not a curated record. Gene Ontology annotation, biological process: negative regulation of dendrite development; regulation of transcription by RNA polymerase II.